UGCGGCGUUGAACAGUAGAGCAGAGCAGACUGCCUCCCGCUGGGAUCCUCGGGCUGUGCAGACCAGACCCACACUGUCAGUCUGUCUGCUGUAGAUGGCUCACGGAGCGGACUAACUCACUGAAAGCGCCUUUAAACACCCUGUUCCCCGGCGACUGUCUGUGGGCACAGUUGAAAACACCAUGGAGCAGGAGUUUGAAGAGAUUGACUCCUCUGGGGGAUGGCAUAACCUUUACAAUGAGAUCCGUAACCAAGCCAGCGAAUAUCCUUACAAAGUUGCAAAAUUUCCAGUGAAUCGUAAUUUGAACCGCUACAGAGAUGUGAGCCCAUAUGACCACAGUCGAGUAAAACUUGAAAGUUCUGAAAAUGAUUACAUCAAUGCAAGUUUGAUCAUGAUGGAAGAAGCCCAAAGAGCUUACAUUCUUUCUCAGGGUCCUUUGAGGAAUACAUGUGGUCAUUUUUGGCUCAUGAUAUGGGAGCAGUGUACAAAGGCUGUCAUAAUGCUCAACAGAAUAAUUGAAAAGGGAACAGAAAAGUGUGCACAGUACUGGCCAACCCCAAAAGACAGAGAAAUGCCUUUCCCUGAUACGGGGUUUGUUGUCCACUUGAUCUCAGAGGAGGUUCAAAGCUGUUACACAAUCCGAGUGCUGGAACUGCAGAACACAAAGACUGGGGAAUCCCGGGAGAUCUACCACUUUCACUACACCUCGUGGCCUGACUUUGGAGUGCCAGAGUCUCCGGGUUCUUUCCUGGACUUCCUCUUCCGGGUCAGACAGUCCGGAUCUCUAGGGCCUCAGCAUGGGCCCUCUGUAGUGCACUGCAGUGCUGGAAUUGGACGCUCGGGAACCUUCGCCUUAGUGGAUACCUGUCUUGUCCUGAUGGAUAAGAGACAGGAUCCCUCAUCGGUGGACAUUCAAAAGGUGCUGCUGGACAUGAGAGAAUACCGCAUGGGCCUAAUCCAGACUGCAGACCAGCUCCGCUUCUCGUACAUGGCUGUCAUUGAGGGAGCAAAGAUUAUUCUGCCAAACACUUUCACUCUGAAAGAAAAGUUGAUUUCCACAAAUGACUUGGAGCCAGAUUUCUCGCCUCCACCUCCUCCACCCAGACCUCAUCACACGUUUAAAGACAGCAAGUCCAACGGCCAGCCCAGGACCUGUGUAGAGCCACAGAAGAACCAGAGGGGUAGUGACACUGAAGGAGAGCCGGCAAGGCAAGACAACAGCAUAACCGACAACUCUGGGCAUCUACGAAAGCGGCAGCGAGAGGAGCGCAUUGCCGGCACUGCACAGAAGAUCCAGCAGAUGAAACAAAGACUGACAGAUUCGGAGAAGAAGAAGGAGAGCUGGGCUUACUGGAGACCCAUCCUGUUGAAUGUCGGGGCAGGGGCAGCUGUGGCGUUGGGUCUGCUGGUUUGUUGGAUCUACUCCCAGUGAGACGCCUCUGUUACAUAAAAGUGACUCUAAAUUUGCACCUGUACCUUAUAUUUUGGGUACAUCUCUUCAUAGAUUUAGAUGGUAAUAUGUGCGAGGGUAUUUAUUUCUUGAGGUCAAAAUGCGGAAGCGCUAGAUCAAGUGAGUGUGUGUAUAUUUUUAAUGUAAGAUCUUCUCAGAAUCUCAGGAUCUUGGUGCCAGCACGAUGAUUUUGUUUUCUCCUUGUCACUGUCGAUUCACGUACUGUAUGAUAGAAAUGGCUUUAAAGGCUAAGGUGCAGUACAGGCAAUGUCUAAGAUUUAUUUUUGCAUUUAUCAGAUGUGCACUCAUCUGUGGACAUGUUUUACAUUUCAGAAUGACAUUUUGUUGACUGUCACAAAAUUCAGCUAUGGCAUUUAUUUAGCAUAUUACUUUUUGGAAUGAUUUAUUUUUUUCUGAGCACCACUUGUUCUUCCAUUCAAUGUUCAACAUUCAACAAUGGCGUGUCCCGUAAUGGCUAGAGAAAUAUAUUUUUGUGUAACCUCAUAUUUCAUAGGGUAUGGCCUUGGUUCAUAUUUCAAUCUGCUGAGAUGAAAACAUUUUAUUUUCUGUCAUUUUGAGCAUGUUAUUGUCACAAAGUAUCUCACUGUUUUUGUGUGCGUUUACCCACUGGCUGGGUUUGUUUGUGUGUAUUAACAGGUGAUCCCACUUUUUGUUCUCAAACCACAGCAGAUGAGUUUGUUGUUCAUAGAGAAUCCUUGAGGAAUGUAUUUGCUGUUUAAUCUUUAAUACGACCUGCGCAUGCAUCACAGUGUGAAACUAGUUGUUAUUUUAACCAUUGUUUCACAGUUCACCCAGUUGGCUUUCAUUCAACAGGGACCAAGAUAUCUAAAGUUUCAAGAAAGAAAGAACAGCAAACUCAGAAGUGUACAUCAUUUUCCUGUUUGGAGGAGAUUUUAAUGUGCCUUUUAAAUUACAUGAAUGAAAUGGUGUGGCUCCAAAGUACCGUAGAGUAAAGGCAUAAGCCAAGAUGCAUUGGUAUACCUGGCAAUAUGAAGAUUGUUGAUGUACACCAAAUAUGUCUCUAAUAAGCACUGAUUCUUGAUUAUAGAAAGAUGUUAACUACCUUUUUCUCAUAUCAGGCUUCAACAAAAAUAUAUUUUAACCAAUUCAUUCCAGUCAUUUUGGGUUUCCGCAUCAAAUUUCAUAGCAGUUUUACAGACUGCUCAGCUGAAUUGAGAACUUAAUGUGAUAUAACAUGGUGUUUUGAGAAAUUAUAAAUAAAACCUUAAAUCUUUUAUAACCAAA
This is a messenger RNA of Periophthalmus magnuspinnatus, 2716 nucleotides long. RefSeq names its product protein tyrosine phosphatase non-receptor type 2a (gene ptpn2a). The record is from RefSeq and is a predicted model, not a curated record. Gene Ontology annotation, biological process: protein dephosphorylation. The transcript has 9 exons. NCBI's taxonomy places the organism in Eukaryota, Metazoa, Chordata, Actinopteri, Gobiiformes, Gobiidae. Gene Ontology annotation, molecular function: protein tyrosine phosphatase activity. Bases 182 to 1432 code for a protein of 416 amino acids.